Messenger RNA from Labeo rohita (rohu), 1881 nucleotides. RefSeq lists its product as uncharacterized. The coding region runs from base 495 to 1703 and encodes 402 amino acids. The transcript has 7 exons. NCBI's taxonomy places the organism in Eukaryota, Metazoa, Chordata, Actinopteri, Cypriniformes, Cyprinidae. The record is from RefSeq and is a predicted model, not a curated record.
AGGCGGGAGGAUGAACGACAGUGCAGGACCAGAGAGAACCAGGCUUGGGUCAUUUUAGUUGGUGUUUUACUCGGCAGUCGUUCGUGAGGGGCUGUAGCUUACUUUCGGUUUGUGGUUUAUUGUGGGAUUAAAUUGAUGUUGAUGUACGUUGUUCUUCUGAAACAGAGCGUUAAGGAAACAUUUCAGCUCAUCCAGUCAAACUGACGGAUAAGGAUUAUUUGUAGUGGAUUGUUAUCGUUAGAAACGAUACCGAAAGUGCCUCUUAUAAUCUAAAGCACAACAGACUUGUUGGGAAAAAGGAGAUGUGCAGUAAAGGUGCGCGGGCACGACUGUGAGACAGACCGGAACGCGGAACAAGAAGUGUGUCCGUGCAUAGCGGUGCUGUUGUGACGGGUGUGAACAACACUGAAAGGAGCGAGGAACUAUCAGAUACCGAGUCAAUUCAUCCACAGUGAGAUCAUGACACAGCAGAUUUCACGGAACUCUACAGCGAAAUGAAGAACACUGUUCUUCUCUCUGUGUUCCUGGUGUUUUGGGACGGUGUGUUUGGUGCGGCAGCUGAAAGAAAGCAAGUAUCCGUUUUGGAGGGAGAUUCUGUUACUUUAUACACUAACAUCACUGAGACACGCAAGAUUGAUCUGAUGAUGUGGAUGUAUGGAUCUCAGGGGUCUAUUAUUGCUAAACUCAAUGGAAAAACUCAGGUCAUAUCACUUUAUGAUGUUGAUGAUGGGAGAUUCGGAGACAGACUGCAGCUGGACAAUCAGACGGGAUCUCUGAGAAUCAGUGACAUCAGAACCAAACACUCUGGAGAUUAUCAGCUGAAGAUCAUCAGCAGCGAGACCUCGUACAAGACCUUCAGUCUGACAGUCCAUGAUGUGUUUUUUGCUGGUUUAACAAACAUGAAAGAGGGAAAAUCUGUCACUCUACAGACUGGUGUCAGUGAACUUCAGAAAUAUGAUGUGAUUCUGUGGAUGUUCGGACCUUUGAGUCCAGACACUUUGCUGGCUGAAAUCAACAUAACGCUCCAUAAGAUCUCAUAUACUGAAGAUGUGAGAUUGAGAGACAGACUACAGCUGGAUGAUCAGACUGGAUCUCUGACCAUCACAGAUACCAGAUCCACAGAUACAGGAGUUUAUCAACUACAGAUCACCAACAGUGAAGAGACCUCCUACAAGAGAUACAAUGUUUAUGUCACUGUUCCUGAACCAGGUCUGUCUUCAGGAGGUUUAGCAGCACUGAUUGUUUUUUGUUUGCUGCUCUUUGCAGCUGUAAUCGGCGGUGUCUUUUACUAUCGCCGCAAGUACUCAAGACUAAAGCAUGAAAUGACAGAGGGAGAUUCAGUCCCUCUACACACUGGUAUAGCCGAACCACAGCAGUAUGACCAAAUACUCUGGAGGUUUGGACCUCAAGGCUCUCACAUCGCUAAGAUACCUUUAAGAAACAAAGAGACCUUACCUGAAGAUGACGAGAGAUUCACCAUAGAUCUUCUCUAUGUGGACUCACUACAGUUCUCAGAGGGAGAAGACGUCACUCUAGACACUGGCGUUAGUGAACUACAGAGGGACGAUCAGAUUCUCUGGAGCUUUGGAUCUGAAGACAACAUUAUUGCUAUAAGAGAUGGAGACACCAAUGAGAUUCAAAUGAUGCUGAUGAUGGGAGAUUCAGAGACAGACUGCAGAUGGAUGAUCGGACUGGAUCUCUGACCAUCAUAAAUGCCAAAAUCACAUAAAGUCUUGUAUAAAAAGUUUAUGUGGACACAGUAAAAGUGAGAGCGGGAGACUCCAUCUCUCAGAAGACUGAUGUUACUGAACCAGAGGAUGGAAAUAAUGACAUUGCUGAAAUCAACCAAGACAGUAUUCAGAUCUCAGUGUAUCAUGGUAA